Molecule: messenger RNA, 610 nt
Organism: Xenia sp. Carnegie-2017
Lineage: Eukaryota; Metazoa; Cnidaria; Anthozoa; Malacalcyonacea; Xeniidae
Exons: 6
Coding region: 1-516 (171 amino acids)
Source: RefSeq, a predicted model, not a curated record
AUGGCACCAAAGACUCGGGAAUUUUGGAAAUUGGCACCAAAUACUUGGGAAUUUCAGAAAUUGGCACCAAAGACUCGGGAAUUUCAGAAAUUGGCACCAAAUACUUGGGAAUUUCAGAAAUUGGCACAAAGACUCAGAAUUUCAGAAAUUGGCACCAAAUACUUGGGAAUUUCAGAAAUUGGCACCAAAUACUCGGGAAUUUCAGAAAUUGGCACCAAAUACUUGGGAAUUUCAGAAAUUGGCACCAAAGACUCGGGAAUUUUGGAAAUUGGCACCAAAGACUCUGGAAUUUUGGAAAUUGGCACCAAGGACUCGGAAAUUUCAGAAGGGUCUUACAUUUCUACGCUGCAGGAAACGAUAAGAAAAACUGUAAAUAAAUUAAUUUCGGAAAUUGGUACUAAAGACUCGGAAAUUUUAAAAAUUGGCACCAAAGACUCGGGAAUUUCUGAAGAAUCUUUAUUGUCUACGCUGCUGGAAAAGAUCCACGAGAAGGAAGGCUCUCUUGUGAAGAACUGACGAUAAUUCAAAAUCUGCUUGAAGGUUUGUAUAAUCCUGUACAAAAAUAAUAAAAGUUUAUGGUUAUUGACUUAAUUGCAAUAAUAACUCAUAC